AUGUCUGCUUCGUCAGCCACAACGCCCCGUACCUCACUGGACAUGAUCAAAACACCUAUGAAAUCUUCCGCGGAAUCCGUUGUAUCAUCAAACACAACACUUGGGGACACAAGCAGAGCAAGCAGCCUCUGGAGAUCCGUCAAGCGUCACGCCAAGGAGCAUCACGACAGCGUCAAUGCAGCAUAUAUAACAUACUACGGAGGUGCAGUAGCGGUGUCCACCGCUAAACAACAAGAAGUAUGGCAAUAUCAACGGAGAUCACGAUGA
This is a messenger RNA of Plenodomus lingam JN3, 267 nucleotides long. RefSeq lists its product as uncharacterized. NCBI's taxonomy places the organism in Eukaryota, Fungi, Ascomycota, Dothideomycetes, Pleosporales, Leptosphaeriaceae. The record is from RefSeq and is a predicted model, not a curated record.